GGGAAUGUUGUUGUGUUCAGGAGACGUGGGAGGCAGCGAAGCACAUCCAUGUGACAGACCUCCUGAAAUAGAAGCAGCCAGGCUUCCUGAGUAGAGUUCACAGGUGAAGUCAUACGAUUUGCAAGUCUCCAAAGAAAAAGAGCCACACUUUUUUUCUGUCGACCAGAUCCUCCAACAUGGGCGAAGAUGCUGCUCGAGCUGAUCAAAGCUCAUCCACUCUGCCUGCUCAAACCAACUCUGAGGCCUCCCCUGCUCCAGCGGUGGAGGCCCAGGAUUUCUUCAUCCCCAGUUCAACUCCUACCUCCCCGACUCACACUCUCACCCGGAACAAAUCUCCAGCCAGCCCAACAGGGCCCGCAACCCAGGUGAGCGCCAUCACCGUAGUGGCGCUGCUCGACCAGCUGGUGGUGAUGAUCGAGACUGUGCAGGAAAACCAGCGGCGCAUGGAGAAACGCCAGGCUGAUCUGGAGGGCACUGUGCGGGCCGUGCAAGCCGACUUGACUCGCUUGAGCAAGAGCCAUACGGCAACCUCUGGCGGGGUCAACAAGCUGCUCGAGCGCUCGCGCAAGACUGGCAUCUACGUCAAGGAAGUGCGCGAGCGCCUCGAUCGCCAGAGCGGCCAGGUAAAGCGUCUGGAGAUCAACCAUGCACACCUGCUCAAGAGGAAUCACUUCAAGGUGCUCAUUUUUCAGGAGGACAACGAGAUUCCCACCACCUUGUUAACCAAGAAUUCGUCAGUAGAUAUUUCCUCUGUGCAGGAUGAGGGCAAUGCCUCUCAAAGGGCUUCAGUGAUCGAUCCCAACCACUCCCAUGAAGAAGGAUUGCAGACCAUCAGCCUUUCCUCUGAUGAAGAGGAAGGAGCAGCGAGCUCCCCACUGAGUGGCACCUUGCCCAGAGAGCUGCAUGAGGAUGAGUUCCCAGGACCCGACAGUGAUCGUCUGGAGUGGUCUCGCACUGACAAGUUUAAACGGUCCAGCCUGAAGAAGGUCGACAGCCUUAAGAAGGCCUUCUCACGCAGCAGCAUCGAGAAGAAGAUCAACAAGAUCGUGCCCCCAGAGCGGCGCGAAAAGAUCAUGAAGAGCUUCACUCCCAGCCAUCCCAAAAGCCCGACCAACAAGAGCUCAUCAUUUCGGGUCUCACCCAUGACUUUCAACGUCAAGAAAACGAGAGAUGGAGAAGGUGAGGCACCUCUGGCUGUGGCUGAAAAUGCAACAGUGGAGGUGCCCCCGAUGGGGGGACCAGAUGGUCAGCUACCGAUGGCAGAGGUCCAUAACGAAGAGGAAAAGUUUAAUGGGAAGGAGCACAGUCCAUCCAGCACAGGCAGUGCAGAUGGGGCCUCAGCUACAGAAGACGCAGAGUUCGAAAAUGGUCCAACAGACAAGGUUGCAGAAGAAGAAGUUGAAGAAGAAGAAAAAGUAGACGACGAGGAGUUACAGGAGCCCAAACAAGCAAAUAAUGUCGCAGAAUCUCACGAGAACGGCGAUCAUAACGUUGGAGACAAAGAGGAGUCCAUGUCUGCACCUGAAUCUCCCCCGUCAGCUGCAGUAGCCAUCCAACAAGCUUCUUAAAUUUACUAGCGUUCCAUCUAUUCCGGAGAUCUUGGCACGGGAGUGCAGCCUCUCUUCAAAGUUGUGUUAUGUAAGGGCUUGUCUGAUAGAAAACAGGGCUCUUGUUUUCUUUUUUCCCUUGAAUUGGGCUCUACAUGGUAAUGGGUAUAAACUAUUCAAACAAAAUGAUUAGUGUUUUAUCACACUUGAUAUGGUACACUUGGUAUAGCGUUAUCUACUUGUAUAUAGUCUUAAACCUCUGUUGCAUGCAAAUCUAUACUUCAUCUUAUUAUUCUUCCUAACAUACUCUCCUACAAGGGAUAAUCAAAUCAAGUGUCAUAUAGAGUAAUCAAGAGAUUACGAAAUAGAGAUUGAGCGUGCCCUUUUUCUACAAAAUAAAAUUAAAUGUCAUAAAAACAACAAAAAAAAACUUAAAUAAAAUGCUGUAUAUUGUCUGCUUUUACCAAAUAUUGUUUACAACUUCAAGUAAACUGCUUUUGAACUGAUAACAAGGACAAAUUGCUUUUAAUAAAAUGUUAAUCUGA
Molecule: messenger RNA, 2092 nt
Organism: Silurus meridionalis
Lineage: Eukaryota; Metazoa; Chordata; Actinopteri; Siluriformes; Siluridae
Gene: cavin2a
Product: caveolae associated protein 2a
Cellular component (GO): caveola; cytoplasm
Molecular function (GO): protein kinase C binding
Source: RefSeq, a predicted model, not a curated record